AUGACGAAUCGGGCGUGUGCAUCCACGUAUAUGAAGGCUGGACCUUGCAAUGAACCACUGAGGGUCUCGAGGCAUCCUUAACACAUCUGAUACAGUAGAGGUGUAUGUGCUAAUUGCAGAAAGGACAUAAAACAUCACAAUGAGCUCAUCUAAAGAAUAUACGAAUGGCCAUGUGCACCUAGAAGAAUCUGACAUGUAUAUGUCAGAUGGCAAGCUGUUCCUUACUGAGGCUUUCAACGUGAUUAUGGAGGAGAUACUUCACAAAGGAACUGACUUGAAGGAGAAGGUGUGUGAGUGGAAAGAUCCUGAUCAGCUGAGAGCUCUUCUGGACCUUGAUCUCAGAGAGCAUGGAGAAUCUCACAAGCAGUUACUGCAGAGGGUUCGAGAUGUGGCCAGAUACAGUGUUAAAACCUGUCAUCCUCGGUUCUUCAAUCAGCUGUUUGCUGGCGUGGACUACCAUGCAUUGACAGGACGGCUCCUUACUGAAACCCUCAACACCAGCCAAUACACCUAUGAAGUGGCCCCGGUGUUUGUCCUGAUGGAGGAGGAAGUGCUCUGUAAGCUUCGCUCUCUGGUUGGCUGGUCAGAAGGAGAUGGGAUAUUUUGUCCCGGGGGUUCAAUUUCCAACAUGAACGCCAUGAAUGUCGCACGGUACUGGGCCUUCCCUCAAGUGAAGACACAAGGCUUGUGGGCCACACCACGAAUGGCUAUAUUUACAUCACAACAGAGUCAUUACUCAAUGAAAAAAGCAGCUGCUUUCCUUGGUAUCGGAACGGACAACAUUUUCAUUGUACAAGUGGAUGAAAGCGGCAGCAUGAUACCAGAGGACCUGGAGGCGAAAAUCGUGCAGGCAAAAUCACAAGAUGCUGUACCGUUUUUCGUUAAUGCCACAGCGGGAACCACAGUGCAGGGCGCCUUUGAUCCUCUGAACCGCAUAGCUGACAUAAGUGAAAGAAACGGAAUGUGGAUGCACGUUGAUGCCGCUUGGGGAGGAAGCGUGCUGUUUUCCAAAAAACAUAAACAUCUGGUUGCGGGAAUAGAAAGAGCAAACUCUUUUACUUGGAACCCUCACAAGAUGCUUCUAGCGGGAUUGCAGUGCUCUGUGGUUUUGUUCAGAGAUACCACGAAUCUGUUAAUGCACUGUCACAGUGCAAAGGCAACCUACUUAUUCCAGCAAGACAAGUUCUACGAUACAAGUCUAGACACGGGAGACAAAUCCAUCCAGUGUGGCCGCAAGGUGGAUUGUUUGAAGCUGUGGUUGAUGUGGAAGGCAAUAGGAACACAUGGUUUUUCAGAGCGAGUGGAGAAGGCCUUUGCCCUCGCAAGAUAUUUAGUUGAAGAAAUGGAGAAAAGAGACAAUUUCAAGUUGGUCUGUAAGGGGCAUUUUGUGAACAUUUGCUUCUGGUUCAUUCCACCCAGUCUGAGAGGGAAGGAGAACAGUGCGGAUUACCAGGAAAGGUUAUCAAAGGUGGCGCCAGUCAUCAAAGAGAGAAUGAUGAAGCGUGGAACGAUGAUGGUGGGAUACCAGCCCAUGGAUGGACACGUCAACUUCUUCCGAAUGGUUGUUGUUUCUCCUCAGCUGACCACCAAGGACAUGGAUUUCUUCCUCGAUGAGAUAGAGGAACUAGGGAAGGACCUGUAGUUAGUUUUUUAAUAACUAUGGUCUACCAAUAGUCAGUGUCACAUUAUCCCCCCUCAUCUCGUCAUUUUUAAAUUUUCUAAAAAUUUAAGUUGCUUAAAGGUUGAGUUAUAAGCGGUACAUAAUACUGACUUCAAUGACUAAGCUAGAGAAAAAACAAAUGCAUCUACAGAGGUCAUAAAGGGAAUGAAUCUCAUAGAUUCUGGCCCACCUAAGUAUUGAAUUCAUUUGGAAAACCCAAUUUAGGUUUUAGGGCCUUUACUAAUGAACCUGAUUAUAUAAAUCAUGUGUAUUAAAUGAGGGCGACAUCCAAGAUGUGCACUGCAGGGGCCUUCAGAACCAGGAUUGAGAUUCACUGUGAAAAUUUAUGUCUGUAAACGUGAUGUCAGCAAAACUGAAUGUGCAAAAUUAUUCUAUUCACAGGUGGAAAGCGUUUCUGAUUGGCUAAAGUGUGGAUUGUUCCCCUUACUCUCUCUCUUUUCUCUCAGAGCCGAGGGCUGUCACAGAAACAAGUGUGAUGUUUUUAGGACACUUGUUUCAGUGAUUUUGUUAAUAGGGUGAUUUUAUGUGUGCUGUUAAAAAAAUAGCUUUAAAUUUAAGUAUGCAAAAGAUUUUUAUUUUAGUAAAUUACAUUACAGUAAUUCUUUUUUUUUGGUGUCCAUAAUUUAAUAAGGAUAUUUUAUAAAUUAGUUGAUGAUAUAAUGACUUGAUUGUGUCAAAUUGUGACUGUCCUUUGUUUAACACAUUGUCUGCACAAUUUUGCUUUGGUCUCCUUUAUAAAGGAGACUUACCCAAACAAUAGGUCAAUAUAGGAUAGGCUGAACAUGACCCUUGAAGCUGAAAGCUUUAUUUGUUAUCUUUUGUUUUACUUUGUUUUGAAAUUUGUAAAUUACAGCGUCAAUAUUUGUGACGAAUACCUUUAUAUUAUAAAGGAUAUAAAUAUACAUUUUCUCGUUUCCAAAUAUCACAUAAAAGUUCACUUUCGCAAGCACCACAACAUUUUACAUAUUAAUAAAAUAAAUUCCCUCAUAA
Onychostoma macrolepis is the source of this 2671-nucleotide messenger RNA. RefSeq names its product cysteine sulfinic acid decarboxylase (gene csad). The record is from RefSeq and is a predicted model, not a curated record. NCBI's taxonomy places the organism in Eukaryota, Metazoa, Chordata, Actinopteri, Cypriniformes, Cyprinidae. The transcript is spliced from 14 exons. Gene Ontology annotation, biological process: carboxylic acid metabolic process. The coding region runs from base 140 to 1642 and encodes 500 amino acids. Gene Ontology annotation, molecular function: sulfinoalanine decarboxylase activity; pyridoxal phosphate binding. Gene Ontology annotation, cellular component: cytoplasm.